AUGAAUAAUAAAUUAUAUUUAUUAUAUACUUAAAAAUAUGCCCUCAUCGCAGUGAGUAUAAAGAUGUAAAUAGACAGUAUAUUUAAGUAAUCGUCUCUUAGCCUAUCAUAAAGAUGGAAAAAAAAAUGAUAUUUAAUCUUUUGAAGAGAUAAUUGAAAGUGAAUAUCAUUGCAGUUGGGGUUAGUGUGCAAAUUUGA
Molecule: messenger RNA, 197 nt
Organism: Paramecium octaurelia
Lineage: Eukaryota; Ciliophora; Oligohymenophorea; Peniculida; Parameciidae
Source: the annotation of a GenBank genome assembly